Messenger RNA from Melozone crissalis (California towhee), 813 nucleotides. RefSeq names its product receptor accessory protein 4 (gene REEP4). Gene Ontology annotation, molecular function: microtubule binding. The record is from RefSeq and is a predicted model, not a curated record. The coding region runs from base 46 to 813 and encodes 255 amino acids. Gene Ontology annotation, biological process: endoplasmic reticulum tubular network organization. The transcript has 8 exons. Gene Ontology annotation, cellular component: endoplasmic reticulum membrane; cytoplasmic microtubule; endoplasmic reticulum tubular network. NCBI's taxonomy places the organism in Eukaryota, Metazoa, Chordata, Aves, Passeriformes, Passerellidae.
CCACUCCCGCCCGGCACCCCCCGAGCCUUCAGCCCCGGCCGCGCCAUGGUGUCCUGGAUCCUCAGCCGGGUGAUUGAGCUGCUCUUCGGGAUGCUCUACCCGGCCUACGCCUCCUACAAGGCGGUGAAGACGAAAAACAUCCGUGAAUACGUCCGAUGGAUGAUGUACUGGAUCGUCUUCGCUCUCUUCAUGACCGCAGAGACCUUCACCGACCUCCUCAUCUUCUGGCUCCCCUUCUACUACGAGGUGAAGAUGGCUUUUGUCAUCUGGCUGCUGUCCCCUUACACGCGGGGGGCCAGCCUGCUCUACCGCCGCUUCGUGCACCCUGCGCUGGCCCGCAGGGAGAAGGACAUCGACGCGUUCCUGGUGCGCGCCUGCGAGCGCAGCUACGAGACCGCGCUGAGCUUCGGCAAGAGGGGCCUCAACCUGGCGGCCACUGCUGCUGUCCAGGCAGCCACCAAGAGCCAGGGCGCGCUGGCCGGGCGGCUCCGCAGCUUCAGCAUGCACGACCUGCGCUCCCUGACCGAGCAGGCCCCCGUGCACUUCCAGGACCCGCUGUACCUGGAGGAGCAGGAGGGCCUCCAGCAGCCCCUGGGUGAGCAGCUGGGGCUCCGCUACGAGAGCGAGUCGGACGAGGAGGAGCUGUGGUCGGACUCGCAGGUGUCCCCCUCGGCGUCCCCACGCCGGGAUGCCAGGCCCCUGUCCCGCUGGCAGAGCCUGAGAAACCUGAGGAAGAACCCAGGAAAAGAGGGCUCCUGCCGCCCCCAGCGCAGGACCAGGAGGAGAGCGGCUCUGUCAGAGCAGGAGAGCUGA